GAGGAGAAGCGCACCGCACCGCGCGUAAAAGGCGCGCGCCGAGCGUCGCUCCGGUCGCUUGGCGAAUUCCGGGUCCCGGGAGUCAUGUUGAAGAUGAGCGAAGAGCACGACAAGUGCGAGCGGGCGUGCGGCAGCCCCGCGGGCACCGGCAGCUCGGCGUCCCAGGACGAGUCCGACUCGGACGCGCCGUCCUCGCCCGCCGGCUCCCCGCUGGCCGGCUCGAGCAAGAAGUCGGACUCGGGGGACGACGAGCGCUUCCCGGCGUGCAUCCGGGACGCCGUGUCGCAGGUGCUCAAGGGCUACGACUGGUCCCUGGUGCCCGUGCCGGCGCGGGGCGGCGGCUCCCUGAAGAGCAAGCCGCACGUCAAGCGGCCCAUGAACGCCUUCAUGGUUUGGGCUCAGGCCGCGCGCCGCAAGCUGGCCGACCAGUACCCGCACCUGCACAACGCCGAGCUCAGCAAGACGCUCGGCAAACUGUGGCGUUUGCUGUCCGAGAGCGAAAAGAGGCCCUUUGUGGAUGAGGCCGAGCGGCUGCGGGUUCAGCACAAGAAGGACCACCCGGACUACAAAUACCAACCCAGGCGGCGGAAGAACGUCAAGCCGGGCCACGGCGACUCGGACUCUGGCGCUGAGCUCGCCCAGCAGCAGCAGCCUGCUCCUCCUCUUCCUCCUCCUCAUCAUCAUCACAUGUACAAAGCGGAGCCGGGGAUGGCUGGACUCGGCGGGAUGGGCGACGGGCACCGCCAUCCCGAACAUCCAGGCCAGCCCCAGGGUCCGCCAACACCGCCCACCACCCCGAAAACGGAGGCGCAGCACGGCGCCAAGCGGGAGCCCAGGCAGCAGGGGCGCCGCCCGGCCGACGGCGGCAGGCACAACAUCGACUUCAGCAACGUGGACAUCUCGGAGCUGAGCACGGACGUCAUCGGCAACAUGGAGGCCUUCGACGUGCACGAGUUCGACCAGUACCUCCCCUUGAACGGCCCCGGCGCCGCUCCCUCCGCCUCCGCCGCCGCCGCCUUGUCCUUGGAGCCGGGCUCUUACGCUUACGGCGGCGCGGCGUGGAACCGCAAGAGCGCGGCGGCGGCCCCCGAGGCGUCCCAGCACCGCCUCCAGAUCAAAACGGAGCAGCUGAGCCCGAGCCACUACAGCCAGCGCUCCCCCUCGCAAGCCGACUACGGCGCCUACGGCGGCCAGGCCUGCCUGGCCCCCUCGCCGGCCCCUUUCGCCGCCUCGCAGUGCGACUACAACGAGGCGCAGAGCUCCGGCUACUACGCCCCUUACUCGGGCUACCCGUCGGGCCUCUACCAGUACCCGUACUUCCACUCGCCCAGGCGGCCCUACGGCGGCCCCAUCCUCAACGGCCUGAGCGCCGCGCCCGCUCACAGCCCCCCCGCCUCCGGCUGGGAACAGCCGGUCUACACCACGCUGACCCGACCCUAAUGGGCGGCGGGGAUGCGACACGGUCAAGCGCGAUGAGCAAAAAAAAAAAAAAACAACAACAAAAAAGUGCCUGCUGAUUUUCUCGGAAAUCCUCACUUUCUUUGCAACGCUUGACUUUGCGCACCGAGAGAAUUCUUGGCCGUGCCUCCGUGAGGACGUAUCAUGUCUCUGUGGCCUGUCCUUUUUUUUUUUUUUUUUUUUUUAUGGCAUGGCACUUAGCGGUGAAACACGAGCCUCUUUCACGCAGUUCCCACAAAACAGCUGCAUCGGAGAGCCGGCGCUCCGCGGCGGCAUUAAAAUCCCAGUUUCGGGGUCCGCUGCCCCUCCUGAAAAACGGACGCCACGUGGUCGAGCGGCUCCGGGCUCCGAGUGGCCGCGAUAUUUUGUUCCCUGUGAUGUGAGGCCACACUCGGCUGCCUUACAAGUGUUGUUAGCGAGGGAAGAGCUGGUGUGGUUGGAGCUGGCUAGCUAGCUUGCUAGCUCGCUAAGCGCACGCCAGAACGGUGGCAAAGACAUCACGGCGGGGGCCACUGGGAAAGUGACAAGUACGCGACUCCAUGGCGGCACAAUUCUCAGUUGGAGUAAACUUGCCCAGGUCUGAUCGUCCAAUCUGUUUUGAGCUCACGGGGUCUUUGCAGCACACCCAUCAAAAGGCACAUUUGGCAACACAAUAUGGUGUCUUUUUUUUCCGGGAGAUGUACGAAAUGCUUGUCGCACGCGGUUUUUGGGGGGGGCGUUUGGCUGGGUCAAAAACUGCAGAGUCAUCUUGACCUGAGGCGAGCUACUGACUGACUCCCACGAUGCGAAAAGUGUGGACGUGAACAACAAAGUGCAUUUCGGAAUUCCCGCACGGCGAGUCUUCACAAAAGCGACUGGUAUGACUCUCACCGUCUUUCUACUGUGUGUAUAUAAAUGGAUAUUUAUGUUGUUGCAUUAUUGGUUUCUCUUCUGGCGGACACGCACGCUGCGCGAUGCGCCUCCCUGCGCGCGUCUCCUUGGCGGCGGGCGACGCGUCCACGUGUGAAUGCGUCCGUCCGGUUCCAAAAGUGACUUGUUGAUUGUUUGUUUUGUUUUUUAUCUCAGCAGCCAUCAAGUGCCACCGAAGCGCAUCGUUGUGUCUUUUGACUGUCAGUAUUGUUCCCAAACAAAAACCGCAGGUGUCAAAGUCUCCAAUUAGUUUUGUACCUUUUUCUGGAUGUAUGAUUGGGCACAAGCGGGCUUGCGAACACGGUUGUUCUAUUGACUUGUUUUUCCAAUGCCACGCCUUUUGUCCAGCUAACCCGUGUGCCGGCGGGCUUAAUAAAAUGCCUGUUCCUUA
Messenger RNA from Hippocampus zosterae (dwarf seahorse), 2758 nucleotides. It is a transcript of the gene sox8a, whose product is annotated as SRY-box transcription factor 8a. Gene Ontology annotation, biological process: morphogenesis of an epithelium; neural crest cell development; negative regulation of transcription by RNA polymerase II. Gene Ontology annotation, cellular component: nucleus. The record is from RefSeq and is a predicted model, not a curated record. Gene Ontology annotation, molecular function: DNA-binding transcription factor activity, RNA polymerase II-specific; RNA polymerase II cis-regulatory region sequence-specific DNA binding. The coding region runs from base 85 to 1440 and encodes 451 amino acids. The transcript has 3 exons. Lineage: Eukaryota; Metazoa; Chordata; Actinopteri; Syngnathiformes; Syngnathidae.